AACCCAAGCAGCGUCCCUGCUUCCUUCCACCUCCCGUGGGUAGCUUGGCACAAAAAGGGCCUGGCUUGGUUUGGGGUUGAGUUUUUCUUCUACGUUCCUAGGGCCCUGGCCCCCAUCCUUGUCGCCGCAGGGCAGAGGGGACCACGCCCCUGAACGGCCCGCGGAGCCUGCUUGGCUUCUGCAGCCCUGGCCCCAUACCUGUCCCGCCCCGUUGCCAGGCUCCGCCCCUGGCCCAGUCUAUAAAAUCGCUGCUGCUUCCCUCCCCCUUCCAUGAAAGCUUCCGCCCCGGCGGCUUCGGCACCCAGGGUCCCCCCUGUCACCGCUGUGCAGGCCCGGACGCUGGGCCAACACCUGUGGCUUCACGUGCGCGCCACCGCAUCUGAAGUCACAUCUACAGCCACCUCGCCCCGGAAUCAACGCUGAGGUGGCUCCAAGCCUCAUCCACAUCUGUGACCCUGCACACCUGGUCACACCUGUGACACCUGGCCACACCACCUGUGGCCACGACAGACACCCGAAGUGACGCACCGAACCCUGACCUCCCCUGUUGUAAAGGGCAUAACCCCUCACCGACCCCGACCCCGAACUCGCAGCAGGCGCCAUGGCCGCUGCCCCCGAGAGGGCAGCGCAGCGCGUGCGGUUCGGAGAGUGGCUUCUGGGAGAGGUCAGCAGCGGCCGCUACGAGGGGCUGCGGUGGCUGGACGAGGCGCGCACUGUCUUCCGCGUGCCGUGGAAGCACUUCGCCCGCAAGGACCUGGGCGAGGCGGAUGCGCGCAUCUUCAAGGCCUGGGCAGUGGCCCGAGGCAGGUGGCCACCCAGCAGCAGUGGGGGUGGCCCACCGCCCCCAGAGGCUGAGGCUGCGGAACGAGCUGGCUGGAAAACCAACUUCCGCUGUGCGCUGCAUAGCACGCAGCUCUUCGUGUUGCUACGGGACAACUCAGGGGACCCCAUUGACCCACACAAGGUGUAUGCGCGCAGCCUGGAGAAGGGGUGCAGAGAAUGCCCAGCCACGAACCAGGAAGAAGAGGCCCUCAGAAGUGCCCUGCCCACACAGGCUGGCGGUGAAAGGGACCUCUUACUCCAGGUUCUGCAGCAGAGUUUCGUGGGGGACCCCCUGCUGGAAGCUUCGCUGGUGGUGGCAGACUCAGUCACCCUACCACAGGCUCCUGGCCCAGUGCAGCUUGAGGAGGCACCCGCACAAUGGGCAGUGGAGCCUGUGCCUUGCCCUAGACCUCAGCCCCCAGCCCUAGCAACGGAGUCCAGCUCAGGGGUUCUGGAUGUGACCAUCAUGUACAAAGGGCGCACAGUGCUGCAGGCUAUGGUGGGACACCCCAGCUGUGUGUUCCUGUAUAGCCCCUCGGGCCCAGACAACCAGGCCCUACAGCCUCAGCAGGUUGUCUUUCCCAGUCCUGCUGAGCUACCAGACCAGAAACAACUGCGCUACACCGAGGAGCUGCUACAGCACGUGGCCCCAGGGCUGCAGCUGGAGCUGCGUGGUGUGGCACUGUGGGCCAGGCGUAUGGGCAAGUGCAAGGUGUACUGGGAGUUGGGCAGCCCACUGGGUUUCGCCAGCCCCUCCACCCCAGCCCGGCUGCUGGAGCGCAACUGCAACACCCCCAUCUUCGACUUCAGCACCUUCUUCCGAGAACUGGGGGAGUUCCAAGCCAAGCGGCGCCAAGGCUCACCCUACUACACAAUCUACCUGGGCUUCGGGCAGGACCUGUCAGCUGGGAGGCCCAAGGAAAAGAGCCUGGUCUUGGUGAAGGUGGAGCCGAGGCUGUGCCGGGUAUACCUGGAGGUUGUGCAACGCGAGGGCACGUCUUCCCUAGACAGCAGCAGCCUGAGCCUGUGCCUGUCAAGCACCAGCAGCCUCUAUGAUGACAUCGAGCACUUCCUUAUGGAGCUGGAGCAGCCAGCCUAAGCCAGAACCUCUAUCCCCAAUAAAAAGCCAGUGUUG
This is a messenger RNA of Fukomys damarensis (Damara mole-rat), 1957 nucleotides long. It is a transcript of the gene Irf7, whose product is annotated as interferon regulatory factor 7. NCBI's taxonomy places the organism in Eukaryota, Metazoa, Chordata, Mammalia, Rodentia, Bathyergidae. The record is from RefSeq and is a predicted model, not a curated record. Gene Ontology annotation, cellular component: nucleus. The coding region runs from base 602 to 1921 and encodes 439 amino acids. Gene Ontology annotation, biological process: regulation of transcription by RNA polymerase II; immune system process. Gene Ontology annotation, molecular function: RNA polymerase II cis-regulatory region sequence-specific DNA binding; protein binding; DNA-binding transcription factor activity, RNA polymerase II-specific. The transcript is spliced from 9 exons.